Molecule: messenger RNA, 1173 nt
Organism: Bicyclus anynana (squinting bush brown)
Lineage: Eukaryota; Metazoa; Arthropoda; Insecta; Lepidoptera; Nymphalidae
Gene: Nurf-38
Exons: 3
Coding region: 23-1015 (330 amino acids)
Biological process (GO): phosphate-containing compound metabolic process
Cellular component (GO): cytoplasm
Molecular function (GO): magnesium ion binding; inorganic diphosphate phosphatase activity
Source: RefSeq, a predicted model, not a curated record
UCAGUGGCACACCGCACGCGACAUGUCAGCGGUCCGCCUGUGCUGCGCGCUGUGGCGGCGCGGUCCGUCACUCGCUCGCUCGCUGCGCACGCCGAGCCUCACAGCGCGCUGCAGCAUGUCGUCCGCCGAGCAGCCCGCCGCCGCCGCCGCCGCCGCCUACGUGGCCGAGGAGCGCGGCGCGCCCUACUCGCCCGACUACCGCGUCUACUUCCGCGACGCGGGCGGGCCCAUCUCGCCACUGCACGACAUCCCGCUGUGGGCCGACCGCGGCGCGCGGCUGGCGCACAUGGUGGUGGAGGUGCCGCGCUGGACCAACGCCAAGAUGGAGAUCAGCCUCGGCGAGCCGCUCAACCCCAUCAAGCAGGACGUGAAGAAGGGUGCGCUGCGCUACGUGGCCAACGUGUUCCCGCACCGCGGCUACAUCUGGAACUACGGCGCGCUGCCGCAGACGUGGGAGGACCCCCGCCACGUGGACGCCGACACCGGCGCGCGCGGCGACAACGACCCCAUCGACGUGCUGGAGAUCGGCUCGCGCGUGGCGCGGCGCGGCGACGUGCUCGUCGUCAAGCUGCUCGGCGCGCUGGCGCUCAUCGACGAGGGCGAGACGGACUGGAAGCUGCUGGCCAUCGACGCGCGCGACCCCGCGGCGCCCGCGCUGCGCGGCCCGCGCGACGUGGAGGCGCACUUCCCCGGCCUGCUGCGCGCCACGGUGGAGUGGUUCCGCCUGUACAAGGUGCCCGACGGCAAGCCGCCCAACGUGUUCGCGUUCGACGGCGAGGCCAAGGACGAGGACUUCGCGCUGCGCGUCGUGGACGAGGUGCACGAGUCGUGGCGCGCGCUGCAGCGCGGCGAGGCGGGCGCCGACAUCUGCGCCACCAACGUGUCGGUGGAGGGCAGCGCUGCGCGCGUUGAGCGCUCGGAGGCGGCGCGCACACUGGCCGCGCAGCCGCCCGCCGCGCAGCCGCUGCCGCUGCCGCCGCACGUGGACAAGUGGCACUUCGUGUCGAACCUGUAGCGUGCGUCGUGCGCCGUGCGUCGUGCGUCGUGCGUCGUGCACACGACGGAGUGGGGUGUAGGAUAUAAGAGUAGUGGAGAGGCAGCGUGUGGGGGUGGCUGUAACUUUACGAGCGUGUUGUUAAUUUAUGUAAGCUUUAUAAUAUAACUAUUUUUGUA